GAGAUUCAAGAAAGACUCGGCCUGGAGCAAGAGGCGGGUCCCCAGGACCUGGAUGCCUUCUUCGGCCGCCUGGCCUCCGUGCAGUGCUUGAACACACCAGUGGUCGGGCGAGAGAUGGCGGAGCUCGAUUUGAGCCAGAUCCUGGAGGGCAUGAGCCUUUGGCCGCCCGAGCUGAGCCCGGCUGACCGGGAUGAGGUUCUUGCAGCCCUACAGGCGCGCAUCCCGGAUGCGAGAGACGGGCAGUGA
Effrenium voratum is the source of this 246-nucleotide messenger RNA. The record is from the annotation of a GenBank genome assembly. Lineage: Eukaryota; Dinophyceae; Suessiales; Symbiodiniaceae.